Molecule: messenger RNA, 1185 nt
Organism: Mesorhabditis spiculigera
Lineage: Eukaryota; Metazoa; Nematoda; Chromadorea; Rhabditida; Rhabditidae
Source: the annotation of a GenBank genome assembly
AUGACAACGCUAAUCGACAAAAACCUUGAUGGCAUCGCUUGGCUGAAGAGGAAUCUGUUGGCUGUGUUGUGCCCUGAAUUCUUGGAUUUCCGAAAACUGCCGUUGGAAGUGACGCACAACGCGAUCGGUGUGAUCAUCGCCGAUCUUCAUCGCCACAAAGGAGACCUGGCCGAUAUUUGGAACCGGGAUGCCGAGCCGGACGUGGAGAUCGAAUUCGAGGAAUUGAUGCAGCAGAUCAAAGCGGAUCGUCUCGAUCGGAGAUUCCUCCUAGCCGAUUGGGGAGCGCCAAAAGACGACUACACAUCGCUUUCCGAGGACGAGCGCAAGGUCUACUCCCAUGUUCUACGGCAUCUACGAAGGGAUGAAUUUGAAGAGUUCAGCGCUGAUCACAUGUUCCAUCUAGCCGCGUGGAGUUGGCGGGAAACGCUGCCGCUAGGCCACUUUGACCAGGCGCACCUCAUGUGGUCGCCGAACGUCUCCAAGAAUCGAGGAGGAAGCGAAAACAGCCGGAAGCGCAAAUCAACGCACGUCUGCCACGGGAAAAUGUUUCAAGCCCUGCCCGAAGAGGGCCUCGAGGACAGUGCCCCCUACUUGGGCCCAUCCGUACUUCCCGAGGGCGCCAAAUUCUACUGGGCCGACAAGAACCUUCGAGAAGACGUCCGGGCACGAUCCGCCGAUUCUGCACCACUUCUCAUUCGGCGGCUCGUUUUGAAAGGCCAAGAAAAGAUGAUCGCGGAAGCGUUCCUCUACGGACGGCACGGCGACGGCAACCAGUUCACCGUCGUCUCAGUCGGGAAACGUUCAAAAUCCUGCUGCGGCUGCCCCUGGGACAAAUGUGACACGUGGGAGAUUGCUGUCGAUGAGAAAACUGGAGAAUACGUCGAAUUCUACCCGAGAGAGGAUGAGGAUGAUGAAGAUGAUUUUUUGAACUCGCUGGAAGAAGAGGAAAUCGUUAGUAAUCAGGAACGAAAACCUGCUCGACCAGCACCACUCACAGAAAGCGACGUCGAAACCGAUUCCGAUAGCGAUUCGAACUCAAUAGAUGAUGUUAUAUUGAUUCCAACGACUGAAAAACGCGCCAAGCCACCAACACCGAUCGCAGAGAGCGACGUUGAAUCCGACUCCGACGAUGAUGUAUUCUACGAUGCAAUUGACGAUGAGAUCCAGAUCAAGAGAAUCCGGUUG